This is a messenger RNA of Poecilia latipinna (sailfin molly), 1971 nucleotides long. RefSeq names its product WASP family member 2 (gene wasf2). Bases 434 to 1879 code for a protein of 481 amino acids. Gene Ontology annotation, cellular component: SCAR complex; lamellipodium; cytoskeleton. The record is from RefSeq and is a predicted model, not a curated record. Lineage: Eukaryota; Metazoa; Chordata; Actinopteri; Cyprinodontiformes; Poeciliidae. Gene Ontology annotation, biological process: positive regulation of Arp2/3 complex-mediated actin nucleation; actin cytoskeleton organization. The transcript is spliced from 9 exons. Gene Ontology annotation, molecular function: Arp2/3 complex binding; actin binding; protein kinase A regulatory subunit binding.
AUGAACUUUUAAGUGUUUCCCUAUGCAGAAAGCUCCAGUGCCAGUCAUUCCUCGGACGCGUUCCAGCUCGCUGGGAGCGCACUCUGGAAUGCGGGGUUGCCUCCGCCCUCCCCUUACGAAAAUUACGGACAGAUGUUUGCCACUAGCUUGGGUGGAGUUGCGCUCUUUACGUUGAAAUUUCCACAUCCUGUUCUUCAACCCAAAGCGCAAGACAUCCUCUGUAGCCAAUCACCUUCGAGAAAUCCUGUCCGUCAACCAAUCAGAAGUUACCAAUUCCGGGACUUGCGCGAGCUGCUCAGGCUCGACUCGCUGUGCUGUAACUCUCAACAUUUUUUGAGAAAAUCUUCCGACCUAACAACCAACAGAUAAAAUAGAGUGAACCUACAGGCGCAAGUUUUAACGGGUUGGGCCACCCUGCCUGCCGCCUCCCAUCAUGCCUUUGGUGACGAGGAAUAUAGAGCCGCGGCACGUGAGCCGUCAGACCAUCCCUUCAAACAUCCGCAGCGAACUGGAAUGUGUGACCAACAUCAGCCUGGCCAACAUCAUCCGUCAGCUCGGCAGCCUCAGUAAAUAUGCAGAGGACGUGUUUGGGGAGCUUUUUAUCCAGGCUGGAGCCUUUGCUACCAGAGUCAACACGCUGGGGGAAAGAGUUGAUCGCCUACAGGUUAAAGUCACCCAGCUGGACCCCAAAGAAGAAGAGGUCUCUCUGCAGGCCAUCACUACCAGGAAAGCCUUCCGCAGCAGCCUGACCCAGGAUCAGCAGCUGUUCACCAGGCCGUCUCUGCCUGUCCCUGUACAGGACACUUACACCACCUGUAACCCUCCACCACCACUCAACCAGCUCAGCCAGUACAGGGAGGAUGGUAAAGAGGCUCUGAAGUUUUACACGGAUCCGUCCUACUUCUUCGACCUGUGGAAGGAGAAGAUGUUGCAGGACACCAAGGACAUCAUGAAGGAGAAGCGCAAGCACAGAAGGGAGAAGAAAGACAACGUGAACCCAAGGACGCUUCAUCCUCGAAAGAUCAAGACCAGGAAGGACGAAUGGGAGCGGCUGAAGAUGGGACAGGAGUUUGUCGUACCAAAGAAUGAAAAAAAUCCCUCAGACGUACUGAAUGACAGCUUCGAAUCCAGGGUGGACAUCAACUCAGACGACCUUGAGCUAAGCACGGACUCUUACCACUUUGAGCCUGGCUCGCCUCCGCCUCCGCCUGGCCCUGAUGACAUCCUGCCUCCUCCACCCCCAUACACGGCGUUUAAUGAUGGAUCAGCAGCUCAGCAUAGAGUCAGCAUGCUGAGUCCAACCCAUCCUCCUCCUGCGCCUCCUUCUAUGUCUCCCCCUCUGAACUCCCGCCCAAACCUUUCCCCGCCCCCUGCACCUCCUCCCCCGCCCCCGCCCUCUGGUUUUGCUCCACCUCCUCCUCCAACUGGCUUCGAUGGCACUCCCUCCCCACCUCCACCCUCCUUUCCAUCUCCACCCGCUCCUCCUCCACCGCCCGAUAUGGCCAUGGCUCCUCCCCCACCUCCAAUCACCACAGGUGGAGGACCGCCACCCCCGCCGCCGCCUCCUCCACCUCCGGGGCCUCCUCCUCCACCCUCUGACUACAGUGCUCCUCCUCCUCCACCUAUCUCGGGCGGUGGUUUGGCCCCCAGCUCUGCUCCCAAACCUCAGCCAGCUCCUGUCAGCGACGGUCGCAGUGACCUGCUGCAGGCCAUCCGACAAGGUUUCAACCUGCGUAAGGUGGAGGCUCAGCGGGAACAGGAGAAGAGGGAUCACUUUGGCAACGACGUGGCCGCCAUCUUGUCGCGCCGUAUCGCCGUGGAGUGCAGCGACAGCGAGGACGACUCCUCAGAGUUCGACGAUGAGGAGUGGUCCGAAUGAUCACGUCUCCUCUCAGCUUCACUACCACCAUCUUACCUUAUUAGCCCUGAUCAACAUCUGGUCAUUUCCUUUUGUAUUACAUUCUUCCAGUA